Messenger RNA from Venturia canescens, 450 nucleotides. RefSeq lists its product as uncharacterized. The transcript has a single exon. Lineage: Eukaryota; Metazoa; Arthropoda; Insecta; Hymenoptera; Ichneumonidae. The record is from RefSeq and is a predicted model, not a curated record. Bases 1 to 450 code for a protein of 149 amino acids.
AUGAAGGAAAAGGUCGAAAAAGAAUUGGAACGUUUAAUCAAAGAAGAUAUCAUAUAUGAAGUCGAGAAUAGUGACUGGGCAACCCCGAUUGUUCCUGUACCCAAAACGAAUGGGGAAAUCAGAAUUUGCGGGGAUUUCAAAGUGACGAUCAAUCAGAAAAUUAAAAUCGAUCGUUAUCCAGUUCCGAGAAUUCAGGAUUUAUUGUCGAGUCUAAAUGGGGGAAAAUAUUUUUCGAAAAUAGACUUAUCGCAAGCUUACCAGCAAGUGGAGCUGGACGAUCAAUCGAAACCGCUGGUCACUAUUUCGACUCACAAAGGAUUGUUUAGAUACAAACGACUUUUUUUUGGUGUGGCAUCUGCUCCAGGGUUAUUCCAACGCGAAAUGGAAAAGAUAUUACAAGGUCUUGAAGGCGUUGUGUGUUACUUUGACGAUAUUGAUGAUAAGUGGUAA